CAUGGGUAACCAGUGACAUGUAUUCUUUACGUGCUCAACUUUAUGGAUAUGAAUCCUAUAUUUAGUUGUGUUCUUAAAAUAAUACACGGUUAAACGUUUAUUUUUUGCCAUCUACACAAUUCGUGAUUGUUACACGUUCUUAGCCAGUAGCCAAGUUUUUGAAUGGAAAAUGGGAAAGUUAAAAUUCGCGAGGCAAUACCUGACGACUGUGAACAAAUUGCUGUAAUGAUACAGGAGCUCGCAGAUUAUGAAAAAAUAUCAGAAGAGACAAACGUAACCGCAGACCAACUGCGUAAAGACGGCUUUGAAGAACAGAAGUGGUUUCAUUGUUUUGUUGCUGAAGAUGAAGACAACCUUAUAGGAUAUGCAUUGUACUAUUUUUGUUAUUCCACCUGGGUAGGUGUAAAAACAUAUCUUGAAGACCUAUAUGUAAAAUCGGCAUAUAGAAAUAAGGGAAUCGGAACCAAGUUGUUCCGCAGUGUAGCACGAGCUGCUGUGGAGCGGAAGUGCACAAGACUGGACUGGACAGUAUUAGGAUGGAACAAAACUUCAAUUGAUUUUUACAAGAAAACCGGCGCAGUUAAUCUCACAUCUGACAAGGAGUUAAAUUCAUUCAGACUUAGUGGUGACACGCUUUGUUCUUUUGUUAACAACAGUAGACUCAAAAAGUUAGAUUCUAUUCAGGAGCAGUUAUCCUCGCUUAACCAGAAAAUUUCAGUCAUGGACGGACGGGUUACAUCCCUUGAGGAGUCAAUGAGCAAAACUAAUGACCGCUUGAAUACUGUUGAAAAUAGUAGAGCUUAUGAGUCACAGGUAUGUGAUGAUUUAAUAUCGAAACAAUCAGAAAUCGACAAGGUCUUACAAAAGGAACGAGAACGAAUCACUCAGUUGCAGAAGAGUUAUGACAAGUUCAAAUCGGUUCCCGAUGAAAUAACAGAUUUGCAGUCGCGAUCGAUGCGGGACAACCUGCUUUUCUUUGGCUUCGACGAAUUAAGUACUGCUGAAAGUAGGCGAUCUGAGAAUUGUGCAAAUACUGUUCUGGACUACCGUAAAAACACCCUGAAAAUCGUAGAUCCAGAAAGUAGCAUUAAAAUCGAAAGAGCGCACAGGCUUAGAAAUAAAUAUGACAGUACGAAAUCGAGACCAAUUGUGGAGUUCGUCGAUUAUGGCAAUAUGUCAGAAGAGACAAACGUAUCCUCAGAUAGACUGCGAAAAGAUGGAUUUGGCGAGCAGAAAUUGUUUCAAUGUUUUGUUGCCGACUAUAAAGGUAACCUUGCAGGUUACGCAACGUACUAUUUUGGCUAUUCCACCAGGGUAGGCGUAAAAAUGUAUCUUGGAAAUCUCUAUGUAAGACCGGCUUACAGGAAUAAGGGUAUCGGUACCAAGUUAUUCCGCAGUGUAGCCCGAGUGGCAGUGGAGCGAAAGUGUAACCAACUGGACUGGAUCGUAAGGGGAUGGAAUAAAGAUGCAAUUGAAUUUUAUAAGAAAACCGGCGCUAUGAAUCUUUCGAAUGAGAAAGAAUGGAAUUCAUUUAGACUUAGUGGUGAAAAACUCUGUUCCUUUAUUAAUAAUGCACAUUACUUAUAAAUUCCCUUUGUGGGCAAUUUUGACAGCUCUCAGAAUUUAACGGUUAAAUUUUUACGUGAUAUCUAGAUAAUAAUAUAAAUAAUGUAUAUAUGCAACAUAUCAGGUCUGUCUUUACAGUAUACGAGUUUGACUUCUCUCAUUAGUUGUCAAAAGUAUUUAGUAUAAACAUAUUUUAUUUCAGAAAUUCAUGAAACAUUUACAACACAUUAGUUAAGGAAUAGGACAAAAAGCUAUAACAGCUUACGGUUUUUCCUCUACUAAGUAUUUGAGUUAUAGUAACUUUUUGUUGUCAAUUAUAUACAAGAUCUACAUACUUUUCCCAGCUAAUGCAACCGACAAACCCACAGAAUACACACUGUAUAAGUUAAGGUGUGAAAUAAGAUCUGUUAAAAACACAUUUAUGUAAUUAUGUGCUAAACGUUAAGAAAUUCAUUUAAGGUAGAACGCGACACUUUGCGAACUUUCGAGUAGCGUCUUGAAAUUUUGCAUGUGUAAAGUUGACCAUAUUUCAAGCAAGAUGCAGUUUAUUUUAUACCAAUAGAGCCAACCAGUUUUUGAACACGAGACGUCAAAGUUGACCACCAAAACCCGUUUUUGAAACUGACGUUGCCGCGUAUCCUUGGCAACUGUUACGGGUACUGCAACGGCACCAGCCAACAAAUUUUCUUAAAUUAUACAUCAUUUGACGAGAAUUAUUUUUUCCUUUAUUGUGAUGUCAAAAUCAUUGUUUUACACCGACAAAUAUUUGAAAAAUGGAAAGAAAAUCGCCUUUUUUGACUAAACAUUGACGUUCAGUUUCGCAGCAUUUUUCGGCUUUAAAUCAGCAUAUUACAAAAUCCCUCAAUUAAAUUUUUGAAUUUUUUCUAAACGGUGUUUAAAAUGUAUACUAAGUCCACAUGACAAAUAAAACUGGGGGUCACCGACUUAGUUUUUUCUGUACAUGUGAUUUUACAUGCGUAAAUUUUGUAACAUAAUUCGACGUCUGCAAAUACGUUCGGGACAUCAUAAUUCAGCCAUUUUGAAAAUCGCUUUUAAUAUAUUUUCUACAUAAUAAUGAUUAUUUUUCAUCUUUUUCUUAUUCAAAGUACCAAUUUAACAAGUUUUCCGUUGUAAUACACUGCUAAAAUGAAGAAUUCAUACAUAUGCAGUUGUGUAGAUAGUUCGGAGAUUUCACAUUUGAAACAAAAAAUUAAAGCAUAAUUAUUGUAAAAUAUCAUAGAUCAGUAUUAUACAGCAAUUUCAUAUAUUUUUAAGUUUACCCUCCACGAGAGUAAAGCUUAAUUGUUUCGUGUUUAUCUUGAUAUUAGCCCUUUUCCUCCAUAAGCGCACACGC
Molecule: messenger RNA, 2920 nt
Organism: Mercenaria mercenaria
Lineage: Eukaryota; Metazoa; Mollusca; Bivalvia; Venerida; Veneridae
Exons: 4
Coding region: 163-1587 (474 amino acids)
Molecular function (GO): N-acetyltransferase activity
Source: RefSeq, a predicted model, not a curated record